AUGCAUGCACAGAAGAAGUAUUACUUACAUGAAUGCAUGAAUGCGAUGCAUGCAUUGCAAACUAUUACUUACAAUGAAUACAUGGAUACGAAAGUACUAUUACAUAAAUGCAUGCAUCGUUUAUUAUUUUGUCAAUCAAUCCGACGAGUGAAUUGUGUAAUUGGCCGAACAGAACGACAUGAGGUAGCAUAUAUUGCACGUGAACCAUCCGGUCAACUGUAUAGAAGAUUAUGUCACCUAUUUAGGACUAAGUCAUCACAUCAGAAGUUGAAACGACAAAUUUUUAUAAAAAAAGAAUGA
This is a messenger RNA of Loa loa (African eye worm), 300 nucleotides long. RefSeq lists its product as hypothetical. The transcript has 3 exons. The record is from RefSeq and is a predicted model, not a curated record. The coding region runs from base 1 to 300 and encodes 99 amino acids. NCBI's taxonomy places the organism in Eukaryota, Metazoa, Nematoda, Chromadorea, Rhabditida, Onchocercidae.